Molecule: messenger RNA, 2621 nt
Organism: Argentina anserina (silverweed cinquefoil)
Lineage: Eukaryota; Viridiplantae; Streptophyta; Magnoliopsida; Rosales; Rosaceae
Product: putative metallophosphoesterase At3g03305
Exons: 4
Coding region: 160-2379 (739 amino acids)
Molecular function (GO): hydrolase activity
Source: RefSeq, a predicted model, not a curated record
CUAAAUUUGGUUAAUUGUUGUCUCUCAUCCCAUUCAGUAAUGCUGUAAUAUUUAUUUUAUUUACUUUAUAUUUAUUUAUUUUGGCGAGGAGUAUGUACAAGUCUGUAGUUCCCUAAAAACGCAGACCGAGAAUGAAUGAAUGAAUGAAUGAGAGAAUAGAUGGGGGGCAGUGCGAUGGAGAUGGUUAUGGCUAUGAUGGUGGUGCUGAUUCCCUCGCUGUGUUGUGCUGCGAGUAGGAGGAACGUCGUGAUCGAUGUCAAAGGAGCGCCUGAGUCUGUGGUGUGGGCGGUUCAGCUUUCUGAUCUCCAUUUCAGUGUCCACCAUCCCCAAAGAGCAACCGACUUCUCCAACCUUGUGGGCCCUGCUCUCUCCAUGAUCAAUCCUUCUCUCGUCCUCAUCACUGGUGACCUCACUGUAACACUGGUUUCAUUUUCCUUAUCUCCAUCCACAUUAGACGGGAAAAGCAAGGAUUUGUUAACAAUGAAACAAAAUGAGGACGAGUGGGCGGAAUACCAGUCUGUAAUGAAUAAUGUUAUCGAAAGGAGUGGACUGGACAAGAGUGCCUUCUAUGAUCUUAGAGGGAACCACGAUAACUUUGGUGUCCCAGUCGUUGGUGGUGCCUUUGAUUUCUUUUCAAAGUACAGCAUCAAUGGGCAGUUGGGCAGAGCUGGGAAUCUUAACAGUGUCACUCUUCAGACUGGUGACCAGAAGCAUCUAUUUGUUGGAGUUGAUACCACUAUGUCUGUUGGUGUUCGAGGUCCAACUAAUCUUUUCGGGCAUCCCACUGAUCAACUAUUGUCUGAUUUAGACAUGGAGCUCUCCCAGUGGGAUUCUCAAUCAAAAGAGCCAAUCACCAAGAUUGCAUUCGGGCAUUUCCCUCUUUCAUUCUCGGCAACCUCACAUUCUGGGAAGAGCCUAAAAGAUAUAUUCCUCAAUCAAUCCAUAUCUGCUUAUAUAUGCGGCCACCUGCAUGCAAGGUUUGGUAAAAAUUUGAAGAGACACCAUCAGUCAAGUCAUGUGUUUCCAUUUUUGCCAGAAUUUUUCCAGCUUAAUGUACACCAACUGUCUUCUGAUCCUCCUGUUAAUUGUUCAACUGAUGCCCCACCGGCCAACGAAUUCUGGGAGUGGGAGAUGGGCGACUGGAGGAGGAGCAGAGCCAUGCGAGUUUUGGCCAUUGAUAGAGGUCAUGUUUCAUAUGUUGAUCUUGACUUCAAGUUAGGCACCAAGAAAACUAUCAUAUUACCAACUUUUCCUCUGGAUUCACGGCUCAUGUCAACAUCUUCAUCCAGUCAUGAAUAUGAAUGUCAUGCUAGGGGACUUGUAUAUUUUGAGGCAAUUAGAGCCCUGGUGUUUUCUGUUUCUCCACUUGUUUCAGUUACUGCUAAAAUUUAUGACACAAGACCUGGAUAUCUGAGUUUGGUAUUGGAGGGACCCAUGAUAAAGCUUGAGCAUAACACCUCCAGGGGAGACCUUUAUAUUGCUCGAUGGAAUUAUAGAGCUUUUGAGGAUCCAUCUCCAGAUAGAUAUUGGUUGCAAAUAGAAGCAAAUGACUUUAUGGGAAGAUCGACAUUAAGUGAUCUGAGGCCGUUUUCUGUUAAUGGUCUUAGUACUAAGCUUUCAUGGACAUGGAAGGAGUUUAUGGUCAUGGGUUGUCAGUGGGCUGCAUUAUAUUACCCAAUGCUGUGGUCUGCUGUAUACUUUUUACUCUUGAUUCUCCUUAUUCCAAAAGCUUUCCUCAUGUUCCCAAAUAAGCAUUUUGCUUACAAGAACAAGGGCUUGCUAAAUAUAUUAGUGUGGGUUUUACAGGAGCUUUGCAGGGUUGCCCUUUCGUGGUAUGGUUUAUUAGGAUACGUAUUUUACCUCGUAUUAUUCCCAUGGUUCAUUGGGCAAGUGUUCACUGACGGCAAGGAUAAAGGAUACAUGACCUGUAUGGGCUGGGUGGUUCAAUCUUUCAAUGAAGAUGGAAAACAUGAAUACGUGGGAUCUCCAGAUGUAAUGGUGGUUGUUCUUCCACAUCUCUUGUUUGUAGUUUUUCCUGCUAUUAUUGUCAGUGGAGCUUUAGCUGCUGAAAAACAGAUAUACCGGGAACAUGUUCUUUCACUUUCAGGAAAGAAAGAAGAUGAUCCUGAUCAAGAAGGAAACAGAUCUUUAAUGUAUGGUUAUGGAGGCAGUAGAAAAUCAAAUUCCUGUGUUGGAGACCGGUGGAUUCGGAAAGUUCUUUUGGUUAUUUGCUUUGCUAUUUGUGGGAAGCAUUUUAUGACCUGCAGGGUUCUCAUGAAAGCUUACGAGAUGAAUCCCAUAAUCAAUUUUCCAGGAUAUAGCCUCACAAUUCCAAUAAUAUUGGCCUAUACUGUCUACAGAACUAGGAGAAGUGUGUAAUACUGCAGAGCAAAGAUGUACUCACAUUCUCAUAUGCUGUGUAAGCAGUCCUCAGUUACAUAAAUAUGUAGGACUCAUGUCAUGCAGACUGACUAGCCGGAAGAAAUAUGCUCAACCGAAGCACCGAACAUCCAGGGAUUAAGAAAUCGAAGUUAGCGUAGCUGCUUGUUGUACUGUAAAAGUUAACCUUAUCUUUUUUCCUGGGAAAUUCUGUAACUUUUCUUUUAUAAUUUUAAAGAAAU